This is a messenger RNA of Eremothecium cymbalariae DBVPG#7215, 1023 nucleotides long. RefSeq names its product glucose-induced degradation complex subunit VID24 (gene VID24). Gene Ontology annotation, biological process: protein targeting to vacuole; proteasome-mediated ubiquitin-dependent protein catabolic process; protein catabolic process in the vacuole. Gene Ontology annotation, cellular component: extrinsic component of membrane; GID complex. Lineage: Eukaryota; Fungi; Ascomycota; Saccharomycetes; Saccharomycetales; Saccharomycetaceae. The record is from RefSeq and is a predicted model, not a curated record. The transcript has a single exon. Bases 1 to 1023 code for a protein of 340 amino acids.
AUGAUCAACGAAUCGUCAGUCGGUGGUCUGAAGAGGACUCAGCAGGAGGGAAGAGAUGGGGAGUGGAAACGGAAGUUUGAGAUAGAAGAGGAGCAAGAAUACGGGGAGGAUGAGAAUGGGUGCGGGAAAUGUGACAUUUCUAUGAGUAGUGGCAGGCUAUUCAAAUGCGUGAGUGGGGAGUCGUUGGCUUCUUCGUGGGGUUAUGUUAGGGGAGCGAGUUUGGGUUCGGAAUCGCCCGGUGGGAGGGUUGGCGAAGGGCGGUAUGUGUAUGGUGAUAGCGCGGUUAGUCUACCCAAGAAGUAUUUGGAACAGCAGCAAUGUUUUGUGGGUGGUGCCAGCCGGGAGAGGGCUGCGGGAAUGGCGUCAGAUGUUGUGCUGCGGUCGCCGAUAACUACUACAAACUGGCUUAAGCCGUUGAUGGCUUUUCAAGGGUAUCAGAUAUCAGGGUAUAAAAAAUAUCAGGUGCACGUACUGUUACAGACGGUCGAGUUGCCAGCUAUGCAGCACGCAUCGAUGUCGACAACCCCCCAUGUGACGGGGUUCUUAACGAUCAGGGGACUGACUAAUCAGCACCCUGAGAUUACAACAUUUUUUGAAUCAUUUGCCGUUAAUGGUACGAUAGGGUUUUUGUCUAGCAGCAUUCCACAGGAGUUAGCGGAUUACAAGUCUAGUGAUAAAGUGGACUUGGAGCAUUGGCUAAACUUUCCGAGUUUCAAAGAGCUCUGUAUGAAAAACGACAGUUCGACCAUGUCCGAUAUUAUGGAAGGUACUUAUACCCACAGUGACUAUCUUUCGCAGCGCUAUGUUUUUAUGCGUUGGAAAGAAAAAUUCCUUGUUCCGGAUGACGAAGUAGGUAACGUUGAAGGUGCUUCGUACGAUGGCUACUACUAUAUUGUUCACGACCAAAUUAAAGGUAACAUUCUGGGUUUUUACUACCAUAAGGAUGCUGAGAAGUUCCAACAACUAGAACUUACCCCUGUAUAUCAGGAGCGCCAAAGCGUCUGUGCUUUUGAAUUUGCCUGA